This is a messenger RNA of Mizuhopecten yessoensis (Yesso scallop), 3008 nucleotides long. RefSeq lists its product as uncharacterized. The transcript is spliced from 2 exons. Bases 553 to 1227 code for a protein of 224 amino acids. Lineage: Eukaryota; Metazoa; Mollusca; Bivalvia; Pectinida; Pectinidae. The record is from RefSeq and is a predicted model, not a curated record.
GGCAACAGAUUGAGACUUAUCAAUUGUGUAAUUUAUGCGUUACAUAUGUAGGACGACAAUCUUACAAACUAGUAUUUAAUUAGAAACAGAAGUGUCCUGAACAAAUGCUAAAGCAAAGUUUCUUUUAUGAUUACAGCCCAUUUUCUUUUUGUAAAUGAAUCGUUACUGGUAUACUGUCUGUCUACGUCUAAAUCGGAUUAGUGUCAUUAAACCCGUCAACGGACACAUUUUAUAUGACGUGUAAGGUUCCCACCUUCAUUUUCGGUGUUGGUUUUAAAUGGAAAACACAGUAGAAACCAGUUCUAUACAGAACCAAAGAGACACAAACUAUGAGUGUAAAGGUGACUCUAUGUCAGAAACCUAUAAAUUUAGAAGAGGACAAUUCUAACACAAGUGAAUUCAAGGAAUGCUUUGCCGUAGAGCAAUCGUAUAAGUAUUGAGGUCAGACUGGAUAAGUGAAACGGUACCUCUAACUUACGCCACCUGCGAAUUUAUCAUCUCACAGCAAAAACAGAAAGGAAACAAAAUAUCCUCUUAAAUCUAGUCUGAUCGAUGGUGGAGAAAAACAAAACCAAAAAGGCGAACAUUCUUUCAGUUAGUCACUUCUUUCCACUCUACAAGCGUAUGGACCAGCGCUCAGUGUUGAGAGACGGAAAGGAGUUAAAGGAUGCUGUAGACCGUUCAUUCAUUGGUCCCGUGACAAGCUCCGGCCGGCAACCUCCAACGGAACAGACCAUUGCAUUUUUGGACAGGUCCUUCCUAGACCCACAUCUAGAGGAGACCGCAGCAUUUCCACAACGAGACUCCAGAGAUCGACAGGACUCUGCCAACAGUCCCGUUCUGACCCAACCAUCCCUGAACCUCAACCCUUUCGUCCAGCACAGUCCCGGAGACGACGACAUCUCCGUCAACGAGGACAUCGAGGCAGAGCCAGCCGCUUCAACAUACCCAUACGGUAGGAAAAAAUUGUUUGGUAUCAUGCCAGGGGGUGCCUUGAAAUUAGACAAAUUCUCAGGUGAUGGUACGCAGAGUUAUGAAGCCUGGUUAGGUGAUUUCCAGGCAUGGUGUAAUUUUUAUGAACUUGUGGAAGCUAAAAUGAAGCAUGCAUUUCCAUUUCAUCUUGAAAAACAUGCUAAAGUAUGGUUUGAUAAUGAACCGGUUCAUGAAACAUGGGACGGACUUAGGCAAGCUUUUGUAGCCAGGUUUAAGGCAGAUACCGAAUGUUAGACGGCUCACUUUAUGAUACGAAACAGGGACAAUCUGAAAAAGUCAUUGACUAUUUGACUAGAUUGCAUAAUGUAAUGUCGAACAGAAAAAUCUCUAACGAGUUCAAAUUGGCAGUAGCGUUAAGUGGCCUUAAGCCAGAAAUAAAAUCAGUUGUGGCCAAUAAGGAACCAAACUCUCUAGACGACUUACGUCAUAUGUCUAUUUUGACAGAAAAGGCAAUGGUCGUUACUACAGGCUCAGUUAAUAUCGCACAGUCAGAUAUCCCGACAGAACUUAUCUUGGCCAGAAUAGCCUCCCUAGAGGAGAUGGUCGAGAAAAGUUUGUGCGUAGCAGAGCCUCACCAGCAAUCCCCAAGGCAUUAUCCCAGGCCACCUUUUCAAAAACCAUAUACUCCUUAUCAUCCUGAACCCAGAUCUCGCUAUUCGAUGCCAUUUUCACCCCGUCAUCACCACCCACACCUUACCCAAACCCCAUUUCAACACAGUUAUCGUCACAACAUGUUACCCUCACAUCGGCCCAACCCCAGUCAAAAUUUCCCAUGUCAAGGAUGUGGCGGGCGAUGUACAGAUAGGUCUAGAUGCCCAGCGCAAGGGAAAAUAUGUCAUUAUUGCCGCAACAUGAAUCAUUUCUCGAGUGUGUGCAGAAAAUCUCGUAAAAAAUGAAAGAUAUGGCCUGCUGGCGUGUAUUUACAAUGAGUGUAGUUUAUCAUUAGCUGACAUGAAGUGAGUUGUUUUUGUCACGCACAAAUCUAUAGCUUUGUACAAAUAAUUGUUUACCCUGGUUGAUUGUCUGACGAUGCUAAAGGUCCUAGGAUUGUGAAGGACUUACAAGGUAUAUGAAGUCGUAUUUUUAUUGUACACGACUCCCUUGUGCAUCAGAUCGAGUUGACCUUGGGGUCAAGGUCUUACAACCAGGGGGGCAUCUAUUACGAUGGAUUUUAUAUUUUUAUUGUGAUUAUUGUAUAGUAACAAUUUUAUGAAGAAUUUAUAUAUAUAUCAAGAUAUUGUGUUAUUGUGUAAAUCAAGUUUAGCGAACAUGCUAUUAAUACAGUAUAUGGAAUUAUCAAACAAAAUCCAAUGUCAAUGGUCGUAGGAUUCAUACAGUUGAUAAUCCAGGCCUCGGCUUAAUUGAAAGAUUAAAAAGUACUCAUUAGGAAGUACAUAAUGAAGCCGACUAGUACUUGUAAAGUCAGCCUAACACUAAGGUCAUGAUGUCCAGAACUGUCGGACUUUGUACUUUGAUAUAUGUAUUUAUAUGUAAACAGUCUCGUUCAACUUGUUCUUACAUAACACGGUUAAACAAGACCAUAGUGACAUGGUCAGCUAAUUAUGAUCCCGGGCUUAUCACCAAAACAAGGGUACCAAACCAACCCUUGGUGGCCAGGAUCACAUGAUGCGAAAUUCUGCAUUUAUUGGUCAAGCAGUUAGACAAUUGACCAUCACUAUGGUGCUGAGUAUAAAAAGGCUCGAUCUCUCCCGAACAAUCACUUUGGGAAUGAAAAUCUAAAGAUCGCCUUGCUUUUAUUUUAAGGUAAGAACUUAAGGUUAUAUUGUAUAAUAAACCUCUGAAUUGUAAAUGUAAAAGCGAUAAUAUAGAAAAAGAAUGUUUUAUGUUGUAUAAGGAAUAAUUAUGAGUAAAAGUAAAUUAUUAUAUAUUUAUAAGAAAAUGGUUAACAGUAAAUUAUGAAGUGCAAGAUAGAAUUGAUAAUUUGUAUUGUAUAUUGUAUAUAGUAAGUAUUUAGUUUGUUUGUUAGUAAAAUAUUUAAUUAUGUAAAUAAACUU